UCUUGAGGUACAUGGCUGUGUGUGUCCUCGUUCUGUGUUAUAGCCAAGUAUCCAAUUAUACAACAACAGAUAUCAACAAAGUUUCCGUUGGAGCGCCGUUGCAUGGGAGUCAAGCUCCUCUGGAAAGCAUAAGGAAUUAAAGGAAUUGACUGGACUUCGCCGAAUGCAAUUGGGAAUUCAACCUGACUUGCGAGGCAGUGAGGCGUCAUGAUGUGGAGAGACGUGGGAGUAACACUGAUACUGUCACUAAUCCUGCCUGUGGUUGCUCAGGGAGCACGCCACACCCCCCCAGGAAAGCCCAAGCUGACCAGCUGUAGGUCCCCAGAUAAGGAGACCUUCACCUGCUGGUGGGAGGCAGGCUCUGAUGGGGGGCGACCCACCACCUACUCCCUCUUCUACCACAAAGAGAACUCUGACACGGUCUAUGAGUGUCCAGACUACCAUACAGCAGGGGCCAACUCCUGUUUCUUCAACAAGAAUGAAACAUCCAUCUGGGUCAACUACAACAUCACUGUAGUGGCCACCAACGCCCUCGGCAACAACUUCUCUGACCCUGUGGAUGUAGACGUGGUCUAUAUAGUCCAGCCACACACACCAGAGAACGUGACGGUAGGGGUGUUGGAGGACGAAGAUGGUCCCUUCCUCAGGGUGUCAUGGGAACCGCCCCGUAAGGCCGACACACGUUCCGGCUGGAUCACCCUCAUCUAUGAGCUCAGGGUCAAACUGGAGGAGGCGGAGGAGUGGGAGGAGCACCGCGCAGGCCAGCAGAAAAUGUUCAACAUCUUCAGCCUGCACUCUGGUGGUGUCUACAUGGCACAGGUCCGUUGUAAGCCAGACCACGGCUUCUGGAGUGAGUGGAGCACCGCCAGCUAUGUCAUAGUUCCAGACUACAUCCCCCGGGAACGAUCCAUGUGGAUCCUGAUAGCCGUCUUCUCUGCCUUCAUCUUCUUGAUUCUCACGUGGAUUAUCACCUUGAACAGAAGCAGUGUGAAGCACUGUCUACUACCUCCCGUUCCUGGACCUAAAAUAAAAGGAUUUGAUCAACAGCUUCUCAAGAAGGGCAAGCCAGAAGAGGUAUUCAACUCCCUGGUAGUCCAAAGUUUCCCUCCGAGGUCUACUGACUACGAGGAUCUGCUGGUGGAAUACCUGGAAGUGUACGUCAACGAGAAACAGGAACUGAUGCCGGAGGGAAAAGACCUCCAAGAUGUUGGCUGCCUCAAGUCCAAGAGCCAGUCGGACAACGACUCGGGCCGGGGCAGCUGUGACAGCCACACCUUGCUGAUGGAGAAGUGUGGAGCUGUGGAGUCCAAGGACGAGUCGAGCUACGAGGAACCCGAGCUACUGCAAGGCCAGAAGGGGUCUUGGGAGAGGCUGGAGAGGGGAGACAGCCAGGUGGUGGACACCCCAGAUUCAUCAGAUGGGAGGGUUAAGACCUGGCCAUUAGUCUUCUCCCCGUCGAUCCAUGGAUCCUCCGACAACCACCACUAUGGUACACAUGAGGUGCCCAAGCAGCACAGCACAAGUGAGAUAACAUACAGCGUCCCAGAUCAUCUCUUCGCCACAUCCACCUCCUUUCCCCACCACCACCACCCAGAGUACAGAGACAGCCUGGGAGAGUACAGCGAGUACCGUCGGAGCAGAUCCCCAUCCACUAGAGUUGCAUACCACUGGGAGGCCCAGCACCACCCCCAGGCCCACAGCAACUUCAACAUCCGCAAUCUGGAGCGCCAGAAAGAAGCCACGGGGCUUGGGCUGCCCCCCUCCCGGUCCAUGGAGUACGUAGAGGUCCAGAAAGUGAACCAGGAGAACCAGCUGGUCCUGAAGCCCCUCUCCAGCCACGGCCGGGGCCCCUUCCAGGUGCAGUUCGGCAGGGCCGGGGUGGACUACAGUAAAGUCAACGGGGUGAACAAUGACAACGUGCUCUUGCUGCAGAGGCAGAGGGAGAUGGCUGAGGCUGGGCAGUACUGUGACUACCGGGAGAAGGAGGGGGCUGAGGCUGAGAGAUAUCCCACACAGCAGCAGGGCAAGACGACCAAAGACGGACCUGUAGCCACCCAGCUCCAGGAGAGCACGUGCCUGACCACCAGCGGCUAUGUGGACACUGCCCCCACGAUGCCCACCUUCUAGACUAAUCUACCCAAAGACAGUCUGUGUGCUAAACUCCCUGCUCCUCCUGUAGUCAUGAGCUGGGUUGUGAAGUCACACAGUUAGACAAUUUGCUAUUGUGACUCUCCCUUCUGUCAGUCUCCAGCUCAGCACAGGAGUUUUGUACAUUGAGGAUGCCUGGAUGGAUAGUUCUGUGGAGAAUAAAAAACGGUUCACUCGAAGGCUAAGCUAACCUCCCCAAAAACUUACAAACACUUUGAGAUAGUGUGGAGAGUUUCUGUCAGAGGCGGAACCAAAACCCUUUAGCUCACUCACAAACUGUUAAAGAACCAAAUAUAUAUAUGUUCUUCAUGCAAGAACCGAUGGAAAACAGUUUUAUGCUUCAGAAUCCACAGACCGAAUAGCUAUAUAUUUAUUUUUUUAUCAUACAUGAUUAUUCAUGAUAAUGAAUGUAUUUGAUCAUAAUGGUGUAAAUUCAAUUGUAUGCUAAUGAUUUCUUAUUUCAGCUCUGUUGUCCCUCUCUGUAAUGUAAAUUGAAACUCUACUGAUUUCUUAUUUCAGCUCUGUUGUCUCUCUCUGUAAUGUAAAGUGAAACUCUACUGAUUUCUUAUUUCAGCUCUGUUGUCUCUCUCUGUAAUGUAAAUUGAAACUCUACUGAUUUCUUAUUUCAGCUCUGUUGUCUCUCUCUGUAAUGUAAAGUGAAACUCUACUGAUUUCUUAUUUCAGCUCUGUUGUCUCUCUCUGUAAUGUAAAUUGAAACUCUACUGAUUUCUUAUUUCAGCUCUGUUGUCUCUCUCUGUGGUCCUGUGUAGCUCAGUUGGUAGAGCAUGGCGCUUGUAACGCCAGGGUAGUGGGUUCGAUCCCCGGGACCACCCAUACGUAGAAUGUAUGCACGCAUGACUGUAAGUUGCUUUGGAUAAAAGCGUCUGCUAAAUGGCAUAUAUUAUUAUUAUUAUAUUAUAUAAAGUGAAACUCUACUGAUUUCUUAUUUCAGCUCUGUUGUCUCUCUCUGUAAUGUAAAGUGAAACUCUACUGAUUUCCAAAAGGUACUACUGCAGACUAUUUCCUCGACCGACUUGCAGAGGAAACCUUUCUGUGGACAGAUAAUAUACGGGUGUAAUGGGAAUGAUUCUUGUAGAACCACGACUGGGGAAACCUCUAAAUGAAUCUCAAUGUAUUAUUCGGACUUUGAUAAAUGUGUCUAGUCUCAGAGAGAUACUGUACCAGCGGAUGAUUCAGUUUUUUUGGUUCAGAAAACAUUUUUCUAUUAUCUGUAAGUACAAUUUUGUAUUAAAGAAAAUAAAAAAGUACAAAGAGAAAAAGCACAACAAAAAGAAAUACAGGGAUAUUUUUCCAUACGGAGUUUAUUUUGGUGUAGGUACAUACAGAUUCAUUACUAUAUUGAUUAUUUGUUCAAUCUAGUAUAUUGAUGAUUUGUUCUGUGAAUUAAAAUGCUGCUCAUUAAAGAUGUAAUAUAGACAAA
Molecule: messenger RNA, 3589 nt
Organism: Oncorhynchus gorbuscha (pink salmon)
Lineage: Eukaryota; Metazoa; Chordata; Actinopteri; Salmoniformes; Salmonidae
Gene: prlra
Product: prolactin receptor a
Exons: 9
Coding region: 208-2127 (639 amino acids)
Biological process (GO): cytokine-mediated signaling pathway
Cellular component (GO): membrane; external side of plasma membrane
Molecular function (GO): cytokine receptor activity; protein binding
Source: RefSeq, a predicted model, not a curated record